Messenger RNA from Anneissia japonica, 310 nucleotides. RefSeq names its product neuropilin-1a-like. The transcript is spliced from 3 exons. The annotation marks the transcript as partial. The record is from RefSeq and is a predicted model, not a curated record. Gene Ontology annotation, cellular component: membrane. Lineage: Eukaryota; Metazoa; Echinodermata; Crinoidea; Comatulida; Comatulidae.
AAGUGCUUACACAGGACCAAGCAAAGAUCACACCAGUGGAACAAAAUAUGGUUACUACAUGUUUGUGGAGAUGAGUACCGGAAACUUGGGGGUAGGCGAUAAUGCAAUGUUUGUUUCAGAACACCUACCAGCUACAAAUGAUGCUUGCUUGUACUUCUGGUACCACAUGUAUGGCCAAGGAACUGGAGAUUUGAAUGUAUAUAUCAAGGAUGAACAAGGCAACUUGAAAUUAACCUGGACUCUGUCAGGUAACCAAGGCGACACAUGGUUCCAGGGUAUCACUAAUAUCGUUGCAAAUACAGAAUUCCAG